CAGAAGCGACGCUGCUUUUCAUACUUACGGACUAUUCCGUCAUCUGGUCAGCCCUCACAGAAAUCACAUGCCUUCGCUUCGUCUACAGUCUUUUAUCUCCCACUUAAAUGCCCUUCCCACGCCCCGUAUCCUUUGCCUCAAUACUCUCUCUCUCUCUCUCUCUCUCGACCCUCUAGAGGGCUUGGUGGGCAGCACCAACUUUCCCUUUCCUUGGAGCUCUUCUCUCGCGUUUCAUCGAUCGUGUCCCUCCUCGUUUCGACGCUCUCUCUUGUCAAGAUUCGACCUUUCUGCCGCACCGUAGCGAGUUUGGUCGUGGGAAUUUGUGGAGGCUCCGACUCCCGUCUUAUGUCUGUGUCCCCCACGCUUCUGUUUUUCCAGCUGUAGGAGUGUGUUUGAGAAGUUUUUCUUUUGAUGGAAGACCUGAAAUCAUCUGGUGCUGAACGCGCAUGUGUCGAAACCCUAGGAGAAUCUACUGCAGAGCAUCAUCUUUUCAUUUCCAGUGAAGAUGGUGGUGGGUCUGGGUUGCAUAUUGAUUCUCUGAAAGAAAAUGGUAAUGGUGCAGCUGUUGAUGCUGUGGCAACAGAUGCUGAAGUUGGGAAUGCAAAUGUAAGCUGUGGUCUUAAAGGAAGUGAGACUGUAGAUGAAAAAUGUGGUGACUUGGCAUUUGAUUCUGAGGUUCCUGUCGAAGGGGCUGGUGGAAAUACUGAUAUUGUUGAUGGCAUUGAUGUUGCUGUGAGCGUUUUUGGACUGGCAGCUCAGGAUGUCGAAAGAGAGAGCACUGUUACUGCUGGUGCAGGGGGGGUAAGUUCGGGCAUUGUUGAAGAUGCGAUGGUUGGCAAUCUAGAAAAUUACAAUGCUGGUGGCAACUUGGAGAACAUUUUGGAAAAUGUUGAGGCCGGCACUAGAAUUGUGAGCUCAACCGGUAAUAGGGGUGAGGAACUUGUUAAAGAUGUGGUAGUCCUAGACGGAGGAAUGGAAGCUGAGGAAGCGCCUGAUUUGAUUGGAGACAAAUCAUCUGAGAAGAUGGAACUAACUGGCAAUGGUAUAUCACUUUUUGUGGAAUUUCCUGGACCGGCAAGUGGAGCAAUUCAGGAUCAUGUUGUUGAAGGUGGCCAUGAGUUGGGCAUCAAAGAAGAGCAGGAAAAAACGCCGUGUCAGGCGAUGGAUAGGAUGGAAGAUAAUAAUGACUGUGUCAGUUUUGCCGUAGGGGAUGUUGUAUGGGUGAAAACCAAAAGUCAGACAUGGUGGCCAGGAAAGAUUCUAGAUCCUUUAGAUGCGCCAAAAUAUGGUAUGGAAACAAUGGGAGUUGACGAGAGGGAGUGUCAACUUGUUGGGUACUUGGGAAGUGCUCAUGUUUCUUGGUGCCUCCUGUCUCACUUGAUGUCUUUUCAUAGGAACUUUGAGCAGAUGCUGAGACAAAAGAAGUCCAGAAGCUUCAUCAGUGCUGUCCAAAAGGCCGUGGAUGAAUUUGGUACCCGUGUGAGGCUGAAGCUCUUGUGCGCAUGCUUUUUACCAGAAGACGAAGAUGGGGAUGUAAAGCCUGAAAAAGGGACAAAGACCUCUGUUUUGGAGGAAAUCAGUGAAGUUUCGAGCAGUUUAUUUGAAGGUGGGAAGUUUCUCCAUCAUCUAAAAUGCAUUGCCCUUGCUACUUCUGUGCCUACCAUGCUUGAACUUACAGUCGUGAUGAAUUACUUGUCUGCCUUCUACUGUUCAAUUGGGCAUCACCGUAUGCCUAUGCAACUUCUCUGUCCAACGACAGACGCCGAGGAUGAUGCUGAGGACUUGAAGGAUAAAUUUUUCUCAGGUGAAGAUGGGUUAAAAACGAAAAAGAAGCGUAAGGCUUGGGGUUCUGCUCAGGAACUUGGAAGUGAUGCAGUUGAAGAUGUUAGUGCCAGUAAACUGGAUCCUCUAUCAGAAGAAGAGGCGGAAGGGAAUAGCGACUACGGGUCCAAGGAAGAUAAUGAGAAGGGGCUUGAGUCGAGGGCACGAAAGAAGAGCAAGUACUUGUCAUAUCCCUAUGUAAACUGGGGAAACAAAGAAGGUUUUGCAGAAAUAGGAGAUCAUGGCUCCUUGAAUGGUUCUCAUGAAAUGGUCGGGAUGGAUUCAUGUGGCAUUGAGUUCGCUGGUUCUCCUUCAUUUGUCAAAUCUACUGGUAAGAUAUUCCCAAGCAAAUGGUUUAAAAAGUUUGCUUCUAAUAGUCAUGUCUCCACUGCAGAGUCAUUAAGCAUUUCAUCAGCGGAGUUCUUGGCCGAGCUUCGUUCUGCGGCAUUGGGAUGUACACAUCCUAAUGAAAGGAAUGACUUCGACUCGAUUGGGUGGUUUGCCUAUAGAUUUAGAAGCUCAACUUAUCAUGAUCAGGCCAUAUAUGAAAAGUGUGUUAAAGACAUUGCUGAUCAGAAAGAGGGAUUUGCUGCCAGCCCUUACUCUGCUGGUAACUCUGAGCUGAAGGGGAGAAGAAAGAGAGGAAAGGCUGGAAAAGGGAAUUCAGAUGCUGGAGCUAGCCUCAAAAAGCAAACGGGUGGUAGAAUCAAAACAAAGUCUCUCUCCGGCUUAUCAGAUGUGAGUAUUACCUUUGCUACCACUAGCAGCUCACCCUUGAAGGAUUCUCUGGAGAUGGCCCCUCUCAUGAUGAAUGGAAGUUUUAAAGGAGAAAAGAAAGGAAAGAAAAGAAUGGCGACUCCUUUGGAUUUGGGGACCAAACAAUUGCAUAGCUUACUGGAUUUGAAUAAUGACAGUGCCAUACCGAGACUUCGAGGUGAACACACUCUGGUUAUGGGCAUUACUCCCGGAACUGAGCCAAAGAAGAAGAGGAGGAGGAGGAGGAACCAAGAUGAGGUAGCUUCGACACAAUCCGCCUCUCUCACUAAAACUACUUCAGGCUUGCCGAUGGUCCCUGAUGAUAUUGCAAACCAAUCUGUGCCUGCUGCUGCUACAGAUACUCACCUGGAUAUUGGAUCUGCAUCUGUGGAUGGCACGAAUGCACGAAAGAAGAGAAAGAGAAAGGAGAAAGAUGCGGAAUUAUAUCCGAGUAUACCUGAUUUAAAUGGAACUCAGGUUAUUCCAGGCUCAUCAGGAAAAGAUUUUCAGAAAACAAGCUCAUUAUCGCCGGAAGUUAAAAUGAAGCAGAGGAGGAGAAGAACAAAAGAAGGAUCCGACAAGCAGUGUCAGAUUAACAGGCUGGCUACUGGAAGACUGCUAGAUAGAAUCAGCCCCGGGACAAAUCAAGAAGCCCAAGGAACUGCUCUUAUUUUGACGUUUGCUGCAGGAAGUCCUGUGCCUACGAGGGAUAUUUUAAUCAACACAUUCUCCCAGUUUGGGCCUCUGAAGGAUUUUGAAACCCAGCUGGCGAAAGAUUCUAAUAUAGCUCAGGUGGUCUUCGCUAGGAGCACAGAUGCCGAUGACGCAUGUAGGAGCUUGGAGAAGAGCAACCCGUUUGGUUCAGUUCUUAUGAAGUAUCAAGUUCAUCACUUUGACCCUCCAAGCUUCCCGUCUGGAUCGGCCACUCUACCCAGUGAGGCGCCACCUCUCGACUUCAUAAAGCAGAAUUUGGAGAUGAUGACGUCGACGCUGGAGAACUCGGGAGACAAUCUCUCCCCGGAGACCAAAGCAAAGCUGGAGGUAGAUAUCAAAAGCCUUCUGAGCAAGGUCAGCAAUAUGGUCGGUUCGCCUUCUAAGUAGUAGUUGUAGGGAUCAGAAUGAUCUUUGUCUAGCUUGUUUACGAAUCGGUAGAUGUUAAGGCCAAUUUAUUAGUCUCAUAGUAGCUAGGCUCCUCGUUUUCUGAAUCAACUGUGACAUGGUAGUCUUA
Messenger RNA from Rhodamnia argentea, 3805 nucleotides. RefSeq names its product serine/threonine-protein kinase ATM. The transcript is spliced from 2 exons. The record is from RefSeq and is a predicted model, not a curated record. Bases 412 to 3678 code for a protein of 1088 amino acids. Lineage: Eukaryota; Viridiplantae; Streptophyta; Magnoliopsida; Myrtales; Myrtaceae. Gene Ontology annotation, molecular function: nucleic acid binding.